AUGUUGCGGCUUCUAUCAUUGGUACUGGUCACAUGCUUAAUCUAUUUUUACAAAAACCAGGGUCCUUCUGCGCUUGUCGCUGCCAUGGGAUUUGGUAUAGCAGGGUACUUUGCUACAGAUAUGCUAAUUCCACGUGUGGGGAAAUCGUUCAUUAAAAUAGGUCUGUUCGGUAAGGAUCUGAGUAAACCCGGUCGUCCUGUGCUUCCUGAAACAAUUGGGGCCAUCCCUGCCGGUGUUUAUCUGUUUGUUAUGUUCUUUUACAUUCCAUUUAUUUUUUACAAGUAUAUGGUCAUUACCACCUCUGGCGGUGGUCACCGUGAUAUAUCAGUAGUCGAAGAUAAUGGUAUGGACUCUAAUAUUUUCCCUCAUGAUAAGUUGUCUGAGUAUUUGAGCGCUAUCUUGUGCUUGGAAAGCACAGUUUUACUGGGUAUCGCGGAUGAUUUAUUCGAUUUACGUUGGAGACACAAGUUUUUCCUGCCUGCCAUAGCAGCUAUACCAUUACUUAUGGUUUAUUAUGUGGACUUUGGCGUUACACACGUGUUAGUUCCGGGCUUCAUGGAACAUUGGUUGAAAAAGACUAGCGUUGAUUUAGGGCUAUGGUACUAUGCUUAUAUGGCCUCAAUGGCGAUAUUUUGCCCCAACUCAAUCAACAUCCUGGCGGGUGUUAAUGGUCUAGAAGUCGGCCAAUGCAUAGUGUUGGCCAUCUUGGCGUUAUUGAACGAUUUGCUGUAUUUUUCUAUGGGCCCACCAGCCACAAGGGAUUCUCAUAGAUUUUCUGCUGUUUUGAUCAUUCCAUUCUUGGGCGUAUCUCUAGCACUGUGGAAAUGGAACCGCUGGCCUGCUACAGUGUUUGUUGGAGACACGUACUGUUACUUCGCUGGUAUGGUGUUUGCAGUUGUUGGCAUACUGGGGCAUUUCUCUAAAACAAUGCUCUUGUUAUUCAUUCCUCAGAUCAUAAAUUUCAUUUAUUCCUGUCCACAGUUAUUCAAGUUGGUGCCCUGUCCAAGACACAGACUGCCCAAAUUCAAUGAAAAAGAUGGGCUGAUGUACCCAUCAAGAGCCAACUUGAAGGAAGAGCCACCGAAAGCUUUUUUCAAACCGAUUUUGAGGCUAUUAUAUCGUUUUAAUUUGAUUGACCUAGAAUUUGAUAACAACAAUGAAAUAAUUAGCACUUCUAAUAUGACGUUAAUAAACCUAACGCUGGUAUGGUUUGGCCCCAUGAGGGAAGAUAAAUUAUGUAACAGGAUCUUACAAUUGCAAUUCUGCAUGGGUAUUCUAGCGCUCAUAGGAAGACAUGCCAUAGGCGCUAUUAUCUUUGGGCACGAUAACCUAUGGACCGUACGUUAA
Saccharomyces eubayanus is the source of this 1347-nucleotide messenger RNA. RefSeq names its product UDP-N-acetylglucosamine--dolichyl-phosphate N-acetylglucosaminephosphotransferase (gene ALG7). The transcript has a single exon. Gene Ontology annotation, molecular function: UDP-N-acetylglucosamine-dolichyl-phosphate N-acetylglucosaminephosphotransferase activity. The record is from RefSeq and is a predicted model, not a curated record. Gene Ontology annotation, cellular component: membrane. Gene Ontology annotation, biological process: dolichol-linked oligosaccharide biosynthetic process; protein N-linked glycosylation. NCBI's taxonomy places the organism in Eukaryota, Fungi, Ascomycota, Saccharomycetes, Saccharomycetales, Saccharomycetaceae. The coding region runs from base 1 to 1347 and encodes 448 amino acids.